AUGGAGGAGCCAUCAAAUCACGGCAGCGGAAAACGAUCUUUCUUUGGAUUGGGAAAGAAGAAGAAGAACCAGGAUAAAGCAAAGCCGAAUCCAGACUCACCACCAACAACAGAGGCAGCAUCUCCUGAGCUUGAACCAAUGUCCGAUAUCGACGACACCCCAAAUACAACAAUCCCAAUCAGCGCUAAAGCUCCACAGCUACCCCAGUUAACCGCUUUUUCGCCUAUCGCAACAACAGCCCCUAACGUUUUCUCGAGCUUUCCUUCCCCACCAACAACAUCCCCAAUUCAAUCCGUAGGAUCGAGCUCCUCACCACCCCUGGUUCCUCGUCCGGGCACGUCUGAGUUUGCCUCGCCUCGCUUGUCCACCAGCAGCUCCCAAAUCUUUGAGCGCAACGUCCAAGAGCAGCUCAGCAGCACAAACUUACCGCCCCCAACAUCUUCGGCUAUUCCCGCACACAUACAAACCGAGAAUCGGAUUCCCGCUGUCUUGGAGGCUAGCUCUCUAGCCAUCACAGACGAGAAAUGUGGGGUAGACGAAGUCGAGAUCGUCAUGCAUAGCAUGCAUCAGCCAGCCGUCUCCGUCCCUCACAGGGGCACCUCUUCAAGCCCAGUCUACGGGGGUCACGUGCCCGGGUACGGAAGCGACAAUGCAAUCGACGAAUCCUCGGGGAACUCUGGAGAUGAGCUCUCAUCGCACGGCAUGGGAAUUGGGGCCGCGGCAGCAGCUGAUAAGCGCAGGUUGUCGUUCAUUUCAUUUGCGGACGUUGUUCAGGCAGAGCAGGCCGAGCACGAAGGAGUAAUGGCGUCUUCAGGGUCGCUGAGAAACCUUUCCCCAGGCGGUUCGCCAAAUGUAAUACCCGCAGAUCGGGAUGUUGCGCUUUCGACGAUAAACGAGACGCUACGGCGCUCGCCUUCGCCCAUCCGGCUUGGGUCUAGCCCUCCACGUGGAAGUGGGAACGUACAGAGGACUUUGAGUGGGAAAUCGAUGGGAACGGCAGGGGCAGGGUCUCCGCCAAGAACUAGUAUGGGAGACUCGCUUGGCAUGGAAAGGGGCGAGUUGACAAUCGAGACUAUGAGGCAGGCACUGAGGAAAACAGGCAGUGGGGACCUGUCGGGGUACGGAAGUGCUAGAAGCAAUCCCAGCCUGCGAUAG
Molecule: messenger RNA, 1155 nt
Organism: Morchella importuna
Lineage: Eukaryota; Fungi; Ascomycota; Pezizomycetes; Pezizales; Morchellaceae
Exons: 1
Coding region: 1-1155 (384 amino acids)
Source: RefSeq, a predicted model, not a curated record